This is a messenger RNA of Megalobrama amblycephala (Wuchang bream), 4218 nucleotides long. RefSeq names its product myc box-dependent-interacting protein 1 (gene bin1a). Gene Ontology annotation, molecular function: phospholipid binding; tau protein binding. Gene Ontology annotation, cellular component: plasma membrane; synaptic vesicle; cytoplasm. The transcript has 19 exons. The record is from RefSeq and is a predicted model, not a curated record. Bases 186 to 1874 code for a protein of 562 amino acids. NCBI's taxonomy places the organism in Eukaryota, Metazoa, Chordata, Actinopteri, Cypriniformes, Xenocyprididae.
GGUCAAUGACCAUCUGUAUGUGUCGUGUGCGCUUGUGCAGGUUCAUUCUAUGCCAGGGGCGAGUGUUAUUAUAAGGCCUAGAAUUUAAUGCACCUGCAUUGAAGGAAAUAACACUCUGUUGAAUCAGAUAUUGUAACAAAUGCUCAUUUGACGCGUUACUUGCAAACAACACAAUCCGGAUAAAAAUGGCUGAAUUACCGAUGGGGAAAGGGGUCUCCGCAGGAAAAAUAGCAAGCAAUGUACAGAAAAAAAUUACCAGGGCUCAGGAAAAGGUUCUUCAAAAGCUUGGCAAGGCAGAUGAGACUAAAGAUUUGGCAUUUGAAGAGGGUGUGAUCAAUUUUAACAAACAGCUGGUUGAAGGCACCAAACUGCAGAAAGACCUUCGGGCCUAUUUGGCUGCUGUGAAAGCCAUGCAUGAAUCUUCUAGACGUCUGUACGAGUGCCUGGAUGACAUGUAUGAGAAUGAUUGGUAUGGCAGAAAGGACGUGGACUCCAUCUGUGAGGAUUCAGACCUCCUUUGGACGGACUUCCAUCAGAAACUUGUGGAUCACGCACUUAUAUCCAUGGACACUUACCUGGGCCAGUUUCCGGACAUCAAAGCCCGUAUUGCGAAGCGUGACAGGAAGCUGGUUGACUUUGACAGUGCACGGCACAACUUUGCUGCGGUAAACAAAGGCAAGAAAAAGGAGGGGAUUAAGAUUACCAAGCCAGCUUCCUUGCUGGAGAGGGCCGCCCCAGGUUGGGCUCAGGGGAUCCUGUCCGCCCAUAACGUGGCUCAAACCAGCCUCUCCAGGAGUCAGGCAGAGGAAGAGCUGGAGAGGGCACAGAAGGUGUUUGAAGAGAUUAAUAUAGAUUUGCAGGAGGAACUGCCAUCUCUGUGGAACAGUCGUGUUGGCUUUUACGUGAAUACAUUCCAGAGUGUGGCUGGUCUGGAGGAGAAGUUUCACCGAGAAAUGGGAAAAAUUAAUCAGAAUCUGAAUGAUACACUGGUGAAAUUAGAAAAUCAAGAUAUGUCCAGUGAAAGAACACAAGAUGCCAAUCACACUUUGAGCCCAGGAGGACCGCCAGCCAUUCCCAAAUCUCCGUCUAAGCUAAAGCCAGCUGUCCCUCCACCUCCUAAAGUUACUCCAUCAAAGGAUAUGAAACAGGAGAGCAUCAUCAAUCUAUUUGGUGAGGCUGCCACUCCAAACAUCAGUGUCACUUCGCCAACACAGUAUGAAGCUCCAGCCACUGCUAAUCUGCUGGAUAUGGAUCUGGACUCACUUCAGGCCGCCACCACCCCAGCCGCACAGAAUUGGGAUCCAUGGGAGCAAACAGAGAAGGAAGCUGAGGUGCCACAGACAUGGGACGAUGAUGGUACCCAGCCUGUGCACUCUGGCUGGGGCGAUGAUGGUACCCAGGCUACCUGGGAUGAUGAUGAUGGUAGCCAACCUGUGCAUGCUCCGGCCGCAAUCCCCACCUGGGAUGAUGAUGAUGAGGGCUCUCAGCUUGUGCAGGGGAAUGACAAUGAUUCUACCCCGCAGGCCCAGGGGUGGGACGAUGAUGGGGCUCAGGCCACGGAAAAGGCAGUUGUUACAGAAGAGGCAGUAGCUGAAACCGUAAGUGAGACUGCAGCAGUGACCACAGAGACCACAGAGAGUGUAGAGAUGCCAGAAGCCUUCCUGUUCAAAGUGAAAGCAAUGCACGACUACAAUGCCAAUGACUCCGAUGAGUUGGAGUUGAAGGCAGGAGAUGUGGUGCUGGUAGUGAACUUCGAAAAUCCAGAUGAGCAGGAUGAAGGGUGGUUGAUGGGAGUCAAAGAGUCUGACUGGAUUCAGCAUAAAGAUCUUGGGAAAAAGGGGGUCUUCCCUGAAAACUUCACUCAGAGGAUGUGAGCGCCUGUGAUCAGCUUGAUCUGUGACACUGUUGCCCCUUCUAUAUUACUCCUUUUUGCUUCCUUUGAAAAAACAGACAAGAAAAACUGUACUACAUCAACAAAUGCAUAGCCACAGGCAAUCUGCUGGUUAUGUUGGUGGAAGUUGUUGACAGGUUAGUCUUUGCGUUGUUUUGGCUGUCCUCUUCAUGACUCAUGCUAUAAGACGAUUGAAUCAACCUUUGACAAAAUAAGUGGUAGUAGGUUUUCCUUUUCUAAUUGAGGGAGUAACAUACCCAAAGUAAGUUCUUGCUGUAAAUGUUUUUAGACUAGCCACUCUUAACCAUUGUCCUAUUUUGAGUGAAAAAGUUUUAAAGUCUCAUACCUGAAAGAUGAGCUCACAAACUGAGAAAAUAGUCUCUAUAGUCUCUAUAUACUGAGCACUAUUUGAGCUGCAUGUAAUAUAAUUAUGUCUCAGAUGGAAACAAACAGUAUUUCUUUUUAAAUGGUGAAGUCCCUGCAAAAAUGUGUUCUGUUUUGCUAAUGUUCCCAUUAAGUUAUAAAAAUGUUAUAUUUGAAUGCUCUCUGAAUGUUUAAAAUGUUUUUAUUUAUUUAUUUAUUUAUUUUUACGUUGGUUAUGCCAACGUUAAGGGAACAUUGUGGGAAACAUUAUGGGAACAUUUCAGAACAUUCAAAAGUAACAAGUAUAACAUUUAAAAAACAUUUGACGAACAUCCGACUGAAACAUAAAUACUGAAAACUGAAAAUAAUGUUUUUGUGCUAACUUUUUGAGAACAUUAUUAAACACCAGAAAAAAAACAUUGUUAACGCUAAUGGAAGAACGUUUGUUCAUAACUUUGAAAGAACCUUCCAGAACGUUAGCCAAAGUUGUGAGAACGUUCCCUGUUAGCUGGGUAAUUGUUUGACUGCUCUGUCAAAGAUCUACCAGCACCAUUUCUGCAUGUUUAAAUCAGGAACACACUCAAAAGUAAAAAUAAAACAGACUAAUAUAGUCAAAGGAGUAUUUUGUCCAUCUCAUUAAGAAACAAAAACCAUAUGCACUCGUUCCAUAUGCAGUUAAUGUCGACAUUAAUGAGGCUGAUGUAUUUAACCCGGGACUCUUGCUCAGGUUGUAUGUUAAUGAACCUGUGUGCUAUUUCUGACUCUUGGCUUUACUGUAUAUGCGAUAUUACUAUCCACAGAUGUUUUUGAUAAAGACAUUUCCGAUAUUAACAUUUGACUAAUACUUCACUGUGCAAAGAGAGUCAUAUACACAUAAUUUGUCUCGGUCAUUUAGUAAAAUACAGUUUAUACUCCAUGAAGGAGAAUUUCUUAACAUGUAAUGCAAUAAGCUCUACACAGAUUUUUAAUUCUUUAUUAAUCUUAUUCAUAGACAUAUCGGAGAUAUUGGGCAAUGGCAAAGUGUGGAUAUUAACGCUCACUUGUGUGAGUUUUAAUACAGUGCAACAUUCAAAAGUGACUCAGAAUAUGCAUAAUAUGACUUCAGUCCUCUUACACUGUAUUUAUAGUUUUAUUUUUGUACACUGUGCGACAAAUGAGAGUUAAAAUGAUUCUAUGUGCCAUGAUCACUGGCUUAUAACUGAGGUCUUUCUCGGUCUUUUCAUGUCUGAUCAGAAUUUACCAUCCAUCCCAUAGCAACAAGAGCAGAACAGGUUUAGUGUAUCUUCGGUUAUGAACUAUAAUAAGGACCGAACUCAAGUUGGUAUGGCAGAGAUAUUGAUUCUCCAGUCAUCUGUUGUGCUGAAUGAGAACUUGUUUGCUUUUUGUUCGGUUUGUUUGUUGCUCCUGAUCUCUCUCUAAUUGGACGUGUCAUGUGACCCAAGCUUUCGAGGGAGUUCUUGCCACGCUUCACCAGUUUUGAAGCAAGUGUGUGUGUUUGCUUUUUGUACCCUGUACUGAGAAAUUAAUGUGAUCUGUAUAGAGACUGAUUACUGAGUUAUUUAAGCUGCCAAUGCAUCUUUAAUGACCUCUCGCUCAAGCUAUUAAUUAAAUCGAAAGUCCCCAGAAUGACUGGACAAAGACUUCCUCCUACUGUAUUUGAGCGCAGUUACGAUAUUUGCUAGCGUUGUUGCAUUUGUAGCCGUGAACAUUGUGUAGUUUUGUUGGGUUUCGUCACUAAAGAUACAAAUUCUCUGAACAUAUCUAUAUCUGUAAUUAGUGUGAAUGUGAAAGAGGCAUGCUUCAAUCCAUGAGCAGUGUGUCUGUGUGUAGUGACUUGAUGUUUUCUUGCUGAGGUGGCCUGGGAAACCAGAGUCACUUUACGCCACUUUAAGCCAUGAGUGUAUCAUUCUACAGUCCUGUAUCCUGCUGACUCACCAAUGCUAAUAAACAUGGAUUUAAUCCUG